Molecule: messenger RNA, 3479 nt
Organism: Vitrella brassicaformis
Lineage: Eukaryota; Vitrellaceae
Source: the annotation of a GenBank genome assembly
CCCUUGCGAACGCUCGAAGAGCAAUAUGCCGUCAACAGAGAAGCGCGACGGGCAGCCGGCGAUGGGUGGAUUCAUGUCACGCUUCGCUUCUCCCGCCGCACUCGUCGUGGGGCUCCUCAUCUCCAUUCCUCUCGUCGUCCUCACCCUCCAUGCCACCACCUACGGGCUCAUCUCACUCCUGACGGCCGAGGACCUCCCCGACCACCGGGACCUCAGCCUGGCCUACGCCAAUGAGACGGUUGAGCUGACCGAGGAGGAGCAUGCAGACCUUCGUCGGCUGCAGCAGGAUCCUGACAUCCAGUACAUCAAGAAGCUGUACAAUAAUCCCAUCUCUGAGGGCACCACGUCCUUCUACUGGAACCUCACCGACAGUAUAAGGAUGGGGUACAUGGCUGCUUGGGAUGACUCCAUGGAUGAGCUCAUGGAAGGAUGCAUUGUCUUUGCUUGCUGUCUGUCUGUCUGUCUGUGAUGUCAGAUCUGCGUGGUUUGUGUCACCUGUGGCCGAGCCCGCCGGUGGGAAAGAACAACAUCUACCGCACAGCCGCCCUGCCCAACCACAAUUUGCGAAACGGACGGGGAUGCGGCAUGUGCAUCGAGGUGAGGUGACCGCACAACAGAGCAACAUGCAGACGGAUAAUAAUGCCUGUCUGCCUGCCUGACUUGUGUCGUGUUGUUCACACACACGCAGGUCAUUUCUAAUGGUGGUGGCGGUGGCCACACGAUGAGUCACCGGCUGCCAGUGGGCCAGCGGCUGUAUGGCUACGUCAACAACGCAUGUGGCACAUGCGAGCCGGACCAGAUAGAUAUGGAAGACGAGAAACGCGCCGGCAGGUGGCAGGUGCGAUGCAUACAUAUACACAUACACAUACACACACACGGAUGGCUGUCGGAUGAUUGGUCUAUGUCUGCAGUCGACGUGGCGGGCGGUGGACUGCUUCACCCGCGGCACCCCAGUAGAAUUCACAACCGAGCCAAACAGCGGCAAAAACUUCCUCGGGGUACCGACACAAGAAAAAAGCAGCCGUGUUUGUGCGGCACCUGGUUGUGUAUGCAUCUUUUUACACCAGGUCCAGCCGCGCAACGCUCCGAUCCCGUUCAUCAAGGUGGAGUACUUCCACCCCUUCAACAAGAAGUGGUACAACAUGAAGUUCCAACCCAAGAGAAACUAUUGGACGGUACAUCACCUUAGUACACAGAUGCACACACAUGCAUCGCAUCCAGCAAGCAGUGUAGGAGGAGGUCCCUGUAGUGUCUGCCUGUGUGGGGUGGGCUUGGUUGAUGAUUGAUUCAGCUGCAGGCAGAUGACCUGAAGCUCAAGUAUCCGAACGACCGCUUCAAGGCGCCGCUUCAAGUGCGACUGACAUCCCUAAAGGUACUUGGGUGGCUGGCUGGCUGAGCACCUUCAGAUAUACACAAAUGGACAAGUGUGUUCCUGGCUGUGUCCAUUGGCAAACAGGGCGAGGUGAAGGUCACGAACAUCAAGCGGUUCGGCAAGGGCAUAUACGACUCCUUCGUCAGCGACCCACCUGUCAGAUUCUCGGUAGGUACUGUACACAUAACAUGUAGCUACCUACCGAAAGGCGCCACACGCAUAGGUGCUGUGUGUGUCUUUCCCCGUGUGCAAUAAAUAAAUGCAGGGCAUCAAGAAGUCAACCGUCAAGAAGGGUCAGUUAGUGAACGCCAGAUGCUCGCGUGACGUAUCUCUCUUUUCCGGCGUGUGCUUUGCCUCACUCAUUAUAGGUAGCUGCGACAUCCCCAAGAACCAGCGCCAGAAGUGCUCACCCUUUGCCAACAUGUGCCAGCCAUGCAAGGUACAUCCAUCAACAGAAAGAUCACACACGGCAAUAGGACGCCCCCGUACCCUUUCGCAUAGAUGGCAUGCUCUUUGGUAUCUCUGUGCAGAUGAACGGCUGCUGCUGGGACCCCCAAGUCGGCCAGGGCAUUCCCAAGUGCUACAAGCGAAGUAACCGACACCCACACACGCUGACACACACGCCAUUCGUUCCAAUUUUAUGUUUUACUGUCUGGCGUCUCACUGAUGGAUGGAUCGAUCAGAGAAUUCUGGUAGUGAGAAGGUGCCGGGGAACCCCAAGUCGUCCAACCCCGAUCUGCGUGAGUGCCUGAUGCGGUUCAACUGCCCCAGCAAAGAGCCCAAGAUAGUGAUCAACAGCCUCAAGCAGACCGAGAAGAGGGUGCCCGUCAAGAACAUCUACCCUGCCAAGCACCCAGACUGGCCGUCCUCUCAAGUACACCACACAGAUGCCCUCAAUCAGGCGAUCGAACACAGCACACACAUGGACUCUCUCCCUGUCCCUCUGUGCAGCUGUUGUACAAGGUGAAGCCUGUGGACGCCAAGAAGCUGCCGUCGACAGUGAAGGUGUUCUUCAACUACGGCGGGCAGCAGGUGGUGGUGCAGUGCUGGGGCAAGGUCAAGCACUGGGCAAAGGUCAAGCUCGAGUUCUCACUCCAGACCACCAAGGGCGACUACUUCCAGAAACGCAAACACGAAGGCGAGCCCACCAUCUGCAACCUCGUCAUCCACUGUCUCCCCUCCUAGCCGCUACGCUCCCCGCGUCAGUGCACCCAGACUGACUCAGCCGGGCAGGGAGGCGGUGGGAGGUCAGGGAUGAUUUGUUGAUGGGAGGGGGUGCUUCUGCGUUUUUCUGUUGUGAGGAUAUGCUGUGCUUGCACAUAUACGAUACGUACACACAUGCACAUUUGGGGGGCUGUGUGUGCGGGGGGACUGUGUGUGGGUACAUGUCUGCCUGCUGUUAUCGAUAGGGGCUUGGCUUGAGUCGGGGGGCGACGUCUGGCUGGAUACACACACACACACACACACACACUCUCUUUCACACGGGGACGAUCAACGAUGUUUUUGCCAGCCAAACAUACACAGGCACAAUCCUGUGUAUGUGGGUAGUUUUGCGGCCGGCCUGUCAGUCUUGUAUAAUUUGCCACCAUGGUGUCUGUGGUUAAUGAGACGGACAGACACACAGGGAGACACAGAGAGAGACAGCUGUUCUGAAUAGCGAGCGGGGAGGGAGACAAGGAUACCGACUAAAUGACACACUUGACCGAUCCUUUUGUCAAUGCACUCUCACGUACAUACGAAUUUGUGUAUGCCUACCUGUGCGUGUACGGAUAUGUACGUGAAUGUUUGGAUGAAAGUAGGUCAGUCAGUCAGUCGCGUGUGUGUAUGCAACCGAUAGGUAGGUAGGUAGGUAGGUAGGUAGACGGCAUGACUAUAACUUGACUGCCUGCCCUCCGCAGAGGCACAUUUGCCGUGUUUGCUUGUCCUCCUUUUGGGCCGCUGCCCACUGCACGUGCAUUGCGUGGGUGUGAACUUGUGUGAGUGCAAAUGAAGGAGUGCAAUGAGUGCUUUUCAGUCAGGCAACUGGCAGCUGAGAAGAUGGGCAUGUACAUAUGUACCUGAAUGAGAUGAGGCAGCACAUAAGAUGCGAGCGUAUCUAAGAGCAAGG